This is a messenger RNA of Drosophila navojoa, 4108 nucleotides long. RefSeq lists its product as uncharacterized. Lineage: Eukaryota; Metazoa; Arthropoda; Insecta; Diptera; Drosophilidae. Gene Ontology annotation, molecular function: protein binding. Gene Ontology annotation, cellular component: nucleus. The record is from RefSeq and is a predicted model, not a curated record. Gene Ontology annotation, biological process: regulation of gene expression.
AUGACCACUCAUGAAGAAAUCCUUAAACUUACUUUAUUUCUGUGCUUUUGCAGUUUGCCACCUCCGUCACCGGCGAACACACCCACUAAAGGAUUCGAUGGCAACUUCAAACUAGAGCCGAAUCUGAGCGUCAAGGACUUUGCGACACCGUCCGAGAAUGGCAACGGUAAUGGCAACCUGGAGUCAGUUGCUAGCAUGCCCGCUGCCAUGACCACGCCGACACCGCCGCAGCGCAAGCGCUACAAGAAGCGGGUCCAGUUCACGACCGAUGCGCUCAAUGGCUAUGCAGGCGCUAAGGGUAAAGGCGGCCCAGCAGCUGGUUACAACAACAACAAUAACAACAACAGCUUCGGCAGCACCUCUAAAACAAAGAAACCUGAAGCGAAGGCAGCAGCAGCUGCCCUCAAAGCAGGCGCAGCAGCGGUCGCCUCAUCGGCGCUGCCGGAGGUGCUAGACUGCCGCAUCGCAGAGAAGAUUAAAAGCGAGCUGGAAGCAUGCAGCAAGGAGUCGCUACCAAGUGCACUUUGCCUCAAGAAAGCAGCAGCUGCUGCUGCUGCAGGGGCACAACACAGUGACGCGGAUGAGGACGAGGAAGACGAAGUUCAGCAGCAGCAGCUAGCAGCGGCAACAGCCGCUGCUCAUCCGACCACGGGGGCACCGACGGUGCUGGCUAACGCGGAUACGGUUGAUGCCAACAACGCCAGCAACGGCCAGCUAGGAAGCUUUCAUGUGCGCUCCAAGAGCCAAAACGGCAGCAAGAAGUCCCAGUCCGCAAAAGCAGCAGCAGCUGCUGUGGCGGCAGCGGCUGCAGCUGCAGCGGUUAUGAUGCCACCGAACAGCUAUGACGAGCCUGAAGACGAUUCGGCCGCAGGUCAGGGCGAUGAUGAUGAGGAGGACGACGAAGAGAUGGAUGAGGAGGCGCUGGCGCGUGAGAUGAAACUGGAGCAGAACUUUGUGGAAGAGGAGGAUGAGCAUGACAUCGCGUUCAGAUCGCAGCAGUCGUGCCGCGAGUGCUCCAUCUCGCAUGAUCACAAGCUAUGCCCGCUGCGCAAUGCCUGUGGCAAUGUGACGGACGCAGUGGACCUGGCCGAGUGGAUUGAACGCCGCAAUCUGGAGGCGCUAGCCAAACUGAAAGCGGAUGCCCAGCGGCAGGCGAAGGUGGGCAGACCGCGCCACGUUGACGACGAAGAUGAUAUGGAGGACAUGGAUAUGGACGAAUCAUCUCAGCUGUCCGAGCUGGAGACUAAGCCACUGAUAACAUUCGCCGAGGCUUCGGUGCCCGCCGAAUUCGAGCUUCAUAACGUCGAGCCGAAUGUCACCGGCGUCUUCGCCCGCACUGAGGUCCGAGCCUACACGAAGCUUGGGCCCCUCAUCGGACAGCCGGUGCAGACCGGCGAGGUGCGUGAGGGCAGCGACAUGAAAUGGAUAUUCGAGAUGUGCGAGGCCGGCGCUGACAAAUCCUAUCUACUCUGCUGCGAUAACCCCAAUGCCUCCAACUGGCUGCGCUUCAUCCGCCCAGCACCCAGCUACGAGGAGCGCAACGUGAACCUCGUCUCCAUCGACCGACAGGCGUACUUUGUGAGUUGUCGUGAUUUACGCAAUGGUAUGGAGCUGCUCUACUGGAGUGAUGACUGCAACACCAUGUGGCGGAAGAAGCACACCGAGAAGACAAACUGCGGCGGCUGCAACUUGAAGUUUGAGCACCCGCUCUACUACCGUACGCACUGCUCAGUUUUUCACGAUCCAUCGAUGAGCCUCACCAUACGGAAGUACCACUGCAAAGUGUGCGGCGAGGCGGUGCUGGGUAAGGACAACAUUAUGAAACAUGCGGCCGAGAAGCACGAUGGCAAGGGAGCGUAUCAGUGUCAGUUCUGCAACAAAUUCUUUCUACGGCUUAACUAUCUGGAGAUGCAUCGCACCUACGGCUGUGCCUCGAAUCCAAAUCGUUCGCGGCCCGUUUGUGAUUUCUGUGGUCGCAAAUUCUGCCAGCCACAGAAGCUCAAGGCACAUAUUAAGCGUAUCCACAGUGAUAUGGCUGAAGUUUUACGAGAUUUUCAGUGUAAAUUAUGUUCAAAACUUCUAGGAUCUCGUGCGGCACUGCAGCGCCACUCGAAGGAGGUGCACAGCCGCAACUCGACUGUGGUCAGUUGUCCGCGCUGCCAGAAACUCUUCCAGAAUCGCAGCAACCUGAAGAUACACAUGCUCACACAUUCGGGCGUGCGGCCUUUCAAAUGCGCGGAACCAGAGUGCAAUGCUGCUUUCACCACAAAGCAGUGCCUACAGUUCCAUUACAAGAAGGUGCACAACUAUACGCAAGAACAGAUGCCGAAGAUAGAGCGGAGUGUGGCCUAUACUUUCGAUGCUUAUUCGGGCGGCAUGAAGGUGGACUUUUUGGAGCAAGCACCUCGCCGGAGACGCAAGAGCCUAGAAGAUCAGAAUCAAAACUCAAUGCUCAGCAGCUCCAUGCAGAGCGAUACAGAAUAUAGUGAUGACAACAUUUUUGAGGCCAUCAAGAAGAGCGGAAAAUCGAUUAAGGACUUAUGCCGCAACGAACCAAAUCUGUCGCUGCUCAGCUCCAAAAUCUCCAGCAUAUUUGCCGAAAAGGUGCCCCCUGUACAGCAGGCGGCCCUGGUGGUAAGCGCCGCGACUGGCAACGGCCGUAAGCGUAAAAGAAAGAAGGAUCCGGCCUCUGCGCUUGUCGUCCAGCAGCAGCAUCAACAGCAGCAGCAACAGCAGCAACAACAACAACAACAACAACAGCAUCACCAGCAGCAACAGCACCAACAGCAGCAGCAACAGCAGCAGCAACAGCUGCAGCACCAGCAACACGCACAGCAAUGCCACCAACAGCAGCAGCAGCAACAGUUGCAUGGAGGCCAUUUGGAUCAGUCGCCCUCGCAUUUAUCACACCCACAACAACAGCCCCACUAUCAUGCCCAUGCGCACACGCACGCCCAUCAGCAGCAACAGCAGCAGCAGCAGCAACAACAACAGCAGGCUGCCGCGCAUCACCAGCAGCAGCAACAGCAAUUGCACGACGCCGAUGUGGAGGAGGAGAGCGUACGCCUGGAGCAGGUGCGGCGCAAGCAAAACGCUCAACUUAGCCUGGUCGAAUCGUUCCUGACCACUACCGCGCAGCGUCUGAGUGCCCAGCAGCAGGUGCAACAAGUGGUGGCUGCGGCAGCCGCUGUUUCCGCCAUGGCCGGCGCUGGCGAGGAUCCCGCCAAGCUUGGCCAUAUGAUGGGCCACAUGAGCGGCGUGGGCGUAGGAGUGGGCGUGGGCCUGGACGAGGACGAUGACGAUGAUGAGGAUGACGACGAUGCCACAGCACAUCACUUGCAUCACCAACAACAGCAGCAGCACCAGCAGCAACACCACUCGCAUCACCACGGCCACACGCAUCCUCACCCGCACGGACAGCAAUCGGCACAGCAACCGCACAACGACACCGGCUAUCGCCAUACCGCCGCCAUGAAUGCGGCUCUCGGCCAGAAUCUGGUCGUCAGCAAGGGCAGCAAGAAGUGGAUCGGCGCCGACGAUCGUCAUCUGAGCGAAAGCGGUGAUGUCGCCAACGAUGCCACUGUCAGCACUGGGGCUGGUAGUGGUGGUAUUGCUGGCUGUGGUCAGUUAUCGGGCGGUGCCGGAGCUGGCCAGGAUCUUGGGUUCGCUGUACCGCCCAUCGCCGUGGACGAGCAUAGCAAACUGCUGGGGCAGAACCGUGACUUCUUGGCGCGUCUCAUGAGCAGCGCUUCGGCCAGCCAUGCCAGUCACCAGCAUCAGCAUCAGCAUAGCUCACACAGCCGCGAGGAAGAUGAGAACAGCUCAUUCCUGGAUGUCGUUGAGUCCAAUAAUAAUGCGGCUGCUGCGGCCGCUGCUGCCGCUGCCAUGUCUCAGUACCAUCAUAGUGCGGCAGCCAAUGGUGGAGCAACGGGCGCUGGUGGUGGUGCAGGCAGUGGCGGUGGUGGUGGCGUUGGUGGCGGUGCCAACUCCUCAGCCAGCAUGCUGGUGGAGGCAGCCCUCAACUCCGUUGGCAAUAUGAUUGACAGCGAGAGCAGUGAUCUAAAGGUGAGUUUGGCCGCAAGUGAAGCCACUCAAUGUUUUGCCUCGU